Messenger RNA from Phasianus colchicus (ring-necked pheasant), 1460 nucleotides. It is a transcript of the gene GPR18, whose product is annotated as G protein-coupled receptor 18. Gene Ontology annotation, molecular function: G protein-coupled receptor activity. NCBI's taxonomy places the organism in Eukaryota, Metazoa, Chordata, Aves, Galliformes, Phasianidae. Gene Ontology annotation, biological process: positive regulation of Rho protein signal transduction; phospholipase C-activating G protein-coupled receptor signaling pathway. Gene Ontology annotation, cellular component: plasma membrane. The record is from RefSeq and is a predicted model, not a curated record.
UUCAAAAAGUAUUUUAAAAUGAUAUUUAGUACAACUGCCCAGCUUGGCCACACUGGAAAUGUUAUAUAAAGGUGUGAGAACUACGAGGUCACAGAUUCUGCAAGAUAACUUGUAUGCAUAUGAAAUACUAACAAGACACUUUUAAGUAUGACCAAUAGCAAGCUCAAAACUAGCUAGAUUGCGUCACUGCUUCCUGCUGUGAAGAGCUAUUUUAUAGCAUAGUGAGGCUGACGAGAAAAGAGGAAGUCUAAAGCUUCUACAGACAAGGGACUAUGAAGCAAGCAUGGCAGCUGACACUUUGUACUGCACAAAACAAAGUUGCCACAGGGCUGGGUAAAAAGCCAAACCAGAGAAGCUCCCCCAUGCGAAGUCACAGUGUAAUAAAACAGACAGCCAGGAAAGUGGGGGAAGGGUGGACUCACAAAAACACCCCUGCAAGUAUCAGGGUUUCAAUGGGGUGCAACAACUAUUCCUAAAACCAAUUACGAUAUGAUACCUGAGAAUCACUACCCUGAAGAAUACAGGAUUUCAUCACUGGUCUUCUACAGUUUUGUAUUCAUAGUAGGACUGGUAGUGAACGCCACGGCACUAUGGGUUUUCAGCUGCACUACCAAGAAGAGAACCACUAUAACCAUAUACAUGAUGAAUGUGGCAUUACUUGACAUAAUCUUUAUACUUUUCUUGCCUUUUCGGAUAAUCUACCAUGGGAAAGAAACAUGGCCUUUUGGAGAUAUAUUCUGUCGGAUUAUCAGUGCUUUCACUGUAUUUUAUCCAGCCAUUGCUCUGUGGUUGCUUGCUUUCAUAAGUGUAGACAGAUUUAUGGCUAUUGUCCAGCCCAAACAUAUCAAAGAACUGAAAAAUACAAAAAAAGCUCUGCUGGCCUGUACAGGGAUCUGGAUAAUGACCCUUGCAACAACUUCCCCAUUGCUCUUUCUACGUUCUGAUCCAGACAAAACCUGCAAUUUCACCACCUGCAUGAAAAUGCUCGAUAUCAUCCACUUAAAGGAAGUAAAUAUGUUGAACUUUUCUCGCUUGAUAUUUUUCUUUUUGAUUCCCUUGCUUAUCAUGAUGGGGUGCUACCUAGUCAUUAUUUACAAUUUUAUCCAUGGCAAGACUUCCAAGUUGAAGCCUAAGGCCAAGGAGAGAUCCAUAAGAAUCAUAGUUACUUUGAUUGCUCAAGUACUUGUGUGUUUUGUACCCUUCCACAUUUGCUUUGCCCUCAUGAUGUUAAACGAAGGUACAAGUUACAAUCCAUGGGCAGCCUUUACCACCUUUCUCAUGAACCUCAGUACUUGCUUGGAUGUUAUACUGUACUAUAUUGUUUCUAAACAAUUUCAGGCUAGAGUCAUCAGUGUCAUCCUUUAUCGCAAUUACCUCCGAAGUGUGCGCAGGAAGAGUUUUCGAACUGCAAGUGUAAGAUCACUCAAUAAUAUCAACAGUGAAAUGAUAUAAAAAAAAAA